Molecule: messenger RNA, 960 nt
Organism: Kogia breviceps (pygmy sperm whale)
Lineage: Eukaryota; Metazoa; Chordata; Mammalia; Artiodactyla; Physeteridae
Gene: SURF2
Product: surfeit 2
Source: RefSeq, a predicted model, not a curated record
UCGAGCGACGUUAGGCCUCCAGCUCCGAGUGCACCGAGCCAUGAGCGAGCCGCCGGCCGACGUACGCGCCUUCCUGCGGGAGCAUCCGAGCCUGCGGCUGGAGCCCGGCGCCCGCAAGGUGAGGUGCGCUCUGACGGGCCACGAGCUGCCCUGCCGCCUGUCGGAGCUCCAGGUCUACACCCGCGGCAAGAAGUACCGGCGGCUGGUCCGCGCCUCCCCGGCCUUCGACUACGCUGAGUUCGAGCCGCACAUUGUGCCCAGCACCAAGAACCCGCACCAGCUGUUCUGCAAACUCACCCUGCGGCACAUCAACAAGUCCCCGGAGCACGUGCUGAGGCACAGCCAGGGCCGGCGGUACCGGAGGGCGCUGCAGAAAUACGAGGAGUGUCGGAAGCCCGGUGUGGAGGCCGUGCCCGCCUGCCGCCAGCACGGGAGCAGCGGGAGGGCAGACCGGCACGGGCCGCCCCGCCCUAGAGAAGCCUUCUGGGAGCCCGCGUCCAGCGAUGACGGCGCCGCCCCAAGUGACAGUGACGACAGCAUGACAGACCUGUACCCACCCGAGCUGUUCACCAAAAAGGACCUGGGAGGGACUGAGCACGGGGACAGCACCGACGACCUUCUGGCGGGGGAUGAGGACGAGAAGCCGAGACGCCGCGGAGAGAUGGGCCCCGGAGACAGCGGGGCUGUGGGCGCGGGCCGGGAGCAGGUCCUCGAGCGCGGGAAGAAGCAGUCCGGCUCGUUGAAAAAGAAGUCCAAGAGUCAUCACCGCAAACCUAAGAGUUUCAGCUCUUUCAAACAGUCAGGUUAAUGGAAAGUUGCUGGAGAAAACACAUCCGAAGAGCCUUUUGAGAACCCUCCCGGCAUCCAGGCCACGUUCCUCCUCGAGGUGCCUGCCGCGCGUCCUCCUAACUGCUGGGAUGUCUGUCCGCUCCUCGUUUGCUGCCCCAGAAGGCCGGGCCG